Melampsora larici-populina 98AG31 is the source of this 390-nucleotide messenger RNA. RefSeq lists its product as uncharacterized. The coding region runs from base 1 to 390 and encodes 129 amino acids. Lineage: Eukaryota; Fungi; Basidiomycota; Pucciniomycetes; Pucciniales; Melampsoraceae. The record is from RefSeq and is a predicted model, not a curated record. The transcript is spliced from 2 exons.
AUGUCCACUAUGUCAACACAUCCAUUAUUGAUAGUCCUCCUCAUCGCUUGCUUAAUCUUCGUCACUGAUGCAUGCUUGGUCUGCGGUUAUGAUGGAAGACAAUAUAAUCCCGAAAACCCUGCUUCCACUGCUGCCGGUUUUUGUGCAGGCGUAGCUAUAGCGACGAAUUGUGAGGCAAAGGAAUGGAACACACACUUUUAUGCCGACCAAUGGGGUGAAAACACCUUGUGCCGUUUGAAAUGUGACCAACCUUCGACGUGUGCAGAGGAAUACACCAAUAAAGAUCCAAAUGGUGUUGCCGGUCAAAAACAGUACAAAACCCUGAUCGGACAGGUGGAAAUGGGUUGUAAUCUAUGGCCUGUCCACAGAGAGUCGCUGAUUCACGCCUAG